This is a messenger RNA of Closterium sp. Naga37s-1, 522 nucleotides long. Lineage: Eukaryota; Viridiplantae; Streptophyta; Zygnematophyceae; Desmidiales; Closteriaceae. The record is from the annotation of a GenBank genome assembly.
AUGCCAUCCGAGGUUGGGCCAUCGUCUUCUCUCUUCUUGAUGCAACCAACGAGCCAACCGUCAGCUUCCGGGACCCUUGUAGGCUGGACGGCUCAGCCUGGCGCUGCUCCGAUUGUAAAGAAGACGAGCCGUUUGGAGGUUCCGGUGGAUAAGUACCCUACAUUUAACUUUGUUGGAAGAAUCCUAGGACCACGAGGGAACUCGCUGAAACGAGUCGAAGCGCAGACAGGCUGUCGUGUCCUCAUUCGCGGACGUGGGUCGAUAAAGGACGCUGGCAAGGAGGAGAAGAUGCGAGACAAGCCUGGAUUUGAACAUCUGAACGAGCCUCUGCAUGUUAUUGUGGAAGCGGAGCUUCCUGCGAACGUUGUUGACGCGCAGCUUGCUCAAGCGUGCGAAAUUCUUCAAGAACUACUCAGGCCUGUGGACGAAACUCAUGAUGUGCCUAUGUGCCUCUGUUUGAGGGCAAAUAUCAUGAUGGUUUUCAUCAGCACAGCAUGCUGGAGCUGCGGAUACAAAACAUGA